Molecule: messenger RNA, 1901 nt
Organism: Castor canadensis (American beaver)
Lineage: Eukaryota; Metazoa; Chordata; Mammalia; Rodentia; Castoridae
Source: RefSeq, a predicted model, not a curated record
GGCAUCGCUCAAGGCCAGAGUGGCUCUAGGGAGCCAGCUGGCCCGAUAGACUGGUGGUUUCUGCGCAACAGUCCCUGGCAACUCCCCUGUGAUUCAGACACCAUUUUAGACUCCUUUCACUCUCUCUCUCUCUCUCUUCCCCACCUUCACUCAUCUUCGCCUGAUUGCUCUGGUCUCCCUCCCAUUUUCUGUCCUUCCUCCCCCAGCACUCAGAGUCCCAGUCCCCUACCAGUGUCUCUGGAGUACCUGUCCCUCUCUUGGGUCUCAGGCACUCACCCUCUGUCCAUCUGCUUUGCAGGAUGCCACAGCUGAGCCUGUCCUGGCUGGGCCUGGGGCUGGAGGCUGCCUCUCCAUGGUUGUACCUGUUGCUGGUUGGGGCCUCCUGGAUCCUGGCCCGAAUUCUGGCCCGGGCCUACGCCUUCUAUGACAACUGCGGCCGCCUUCGAUGUUUCCCUCAGCCCCCCAGAAGGAACUGGUUUUGGGGUCACCUAGGAAUGACGCAGAGCAACGAGGAAGGCAUGCGACUGGUGGAGGAGCUGGGCCACUACUUCCGUGAUGUCCACCUCUGGUGGGUUGGGCCACUCUACCCCGUCCUGCGCCUUGUCCACCCUAAGUUCGUUGCUCCCUUGCUUCAGGCCCCAGCUACAGUUGCACCCAAGGAAAUGACUCUCUAUGGCUUCCUGAGACCCUGGCUGGGUGAGGGAUGGGCUUUGCUGAGUGCUGGUGACAAGUGGAGCCGUCAUCGUCGCUUGCUAACACCAGCCUUCCACUUCAACAUCCUGAAGCCCUAUGUGAAGAUUUUCAACAAGAGUGUGAACAUCAUGCAUGCCAAGUGGCAGCGCCUGGUGUCAGAAGGCAAUUCCCAUCUGGACAUGUUUGAGCACAUCAGCCUCAUGACCUUGGACAGUCUACAGAAAUGUGUCUUUAGCUUCGACAGCAACUGUCAGGAGAAUCCCAGUGAAUAUAUUGCUGCCAUCUUGGAGCUCAGUGCCCUCAUAGUGAAACGGUACCAGCAGAUCUUUCUGCACAUGAACUUCCUGUAUCACCUCACUUCUGAUGGGUGGCGCUUCCGUAAGGCCUGCAAGCUGGUGCAUGACUUCACAGAUGCCAUCAUCCAGGAGCGGCGCCAUACCCUCACUAGUCAGGGUGUUGAUGAGUUCCUCAAGGCCAAGGCCAAGUCUAAGACUUUGGACUUCAUCGAUGUGCUCCUACUGGCCAAGGAUGAAAAUGGGAAGGAAUUGUCAGAUGAGGACAUACGAUCAGAGGCUGACACUUUCAUGUUUGGAGGCCAUGACACCACAGCCAGUGGUCUCUCCUGGGUCCUGUACAACCUAGCGAGGCACCCAGAAUACCAGGAGCGCUGUCGGCGGGAGGUGCAGGAGCUCCUGAGGGACCGGGACCCUAAAGAGAUCGAAUGGGACGACCUGGCCCAGUUGCCCUUCCUGACCAUGUGCAUCAAGGAGAGUCUGCGGCUGCAUCCGCCGGUCACCGUCAUCUCCCGCUGCUGCACGCAGGACGUGAUGCUCCCAGAUGGCCGGGUCAUCCCCAAAGGGAACAUCUGUGCCAUCAGCAUCUUCGGGAUUCAUCAUAACCCUUCAGUCUGGCCGCAACCUGAGGUCUAUGACCCCUUCCGCUUCGACCCAGAAAACCCCCAGAAGAGGUCACCUCUGGCUUUUAUACCCUUCUCGGCAGGGCCCAGGAACUGCAUCGGACAGACGUUCGCCAUGAGCGAGAUGAAGGUGGCGCUGGCGCUGACGCUGCUGCGCUUCCGCGUGCUGCCCGACCACGCGGAGCCGCGCAGGAAGCCUGAGCUGAUCCUGCGCGCAGAGGGCGGGCUGUGGCUGCGGGUGGAGCCGCUGCGCGCGGGCGCUCGGUGACCACAGCCUGCGGGACCCGACCGU